AUGUCGCCCGCCAACGGUAAGCGUCACUGGACAGCGAAUCCAUGCGCCGAUGGAUACGAGGAUGGCGAAAAAUGGACUCUACGCGAAUCCGGCAAUUGGAUGGCUGCUCUUAAGGGCACCAACGGUCAGAAGGUCAAGAAGGUCCGCACCUCGGUCACCUUCCGCCUGCCCAAGACCCUGCGUCUUGCGCGCAACCCGCAGUACCAGCGCAAGGCUGUCAACCGCCUGGCCACCCUCGACCAGUACAGCGUCCUGAGGCAGCCGCUCAACACCGAGACUGCCAUGAAGAAGAUUGAGGACAACAACACCCUCGUCUUCCUCGUUGAUGUCCGUGCCAACAAGCGUCACAUCAAGGAUGCCGUCAAGAAGCUGUAUGACGUGGAUGCCGCCAAGAUCAACACCCUGGUCCGCCCCGAUGGUGUCAAGAAGGCCUACAUCCGCCUCCCCGCUGAUGUCGAUGCCCUCGACGUCGCUAACAAGAUCGGUUUCAUCUAAGCUGUUUUUCGUUGGAGCCUUUGAAGCAAACAAAAAUUUCGGUUCUUGUUUCUUUUUAAACACGAAUACGGGAAGCACUUUGUCAAAUGUUCAAAUAGUAUUUUGUGUGCGGCCGCAUGUAUGUG
Linderina pennispora is the source of this 620-nucleotide messenger RNA. Its product is annotated as ribosomal protein, large subunit. The transcript is spliced from 3 exons. The coding region runs from base 1 to 495 and encodes 164 amino acids. Gene Ontology annotation, biological process: translation; ribosomal large subunit assembly. Gene Ontology annotation, molecular function: structural constituent of ribosome. Gene Ontology annotation, cellular component: cytosolic large ribosomal subunit; ribosome. The record is from RefSeq and is a predicted model, not a curated record. NCBI's taxonomy places the organism in Eukaryota, Fungi, Kickxellomycota, Kickxellomycetes, Kickxellales, Kickxellaceae.